AUGGAGCCGGCGAGUGAAGGGGCCCGAUCGCCUCGCGCGCAGUACGCGACACCUCACCAGCCACGCAUGCCACACCAUGUGGGUGCUAUAGGCGCUGAUAAUGCGUCUAUAUCCUCGGCACCCCGCGCUGGAACGCGGCCGUCGAGGCCCACGACCACAACCACGACCACGACCACUACCCCGCCUUACUGGAGACAUUCACGCAAUGUCUCGCAUGCAUCACAUACCUCCCUUGACCGGUCGAGUGGCCUGAUAACGCUAGAGGAUCAUAGCGAGGAUCCCUCGUGCGAUACGAGCAAGGGACUAUGGGCGAAGAAUGUUACGAUUGAUGACCACGCCGUUGUCAAGGGACAGUCGGGGAUCGGGGCCUAUGUCGUGUGGAUAUGCAAUAUUCAGACUCUCGAGGGAACAUCUAUGAUCGUUCGGAUGAGGUACUCCCAAUUCGUAGACCUUCGAUCCAAGCUCGCCGAGGCCUUCCCUCACGCUAAAAAGUCCUUGCCGGCUUUGCCACCUAAGAGUGCGCUAUUUAAAUUUAACAAAAAAUUCCUGGAAACUAGACGGCUUGGUCUUGCUUAUUUCUUAAACUGCGUUCUUCUCAACCCAGAAUUCUCUGGCUCUCCCAUCCUUAAAGAUACCCUGUUCACCCACUCCGCAUAA
Molecule: messenger RNA, 657 nt
Organism: Arthroderma uncinatum
Lineage: Eukaryota; Fungi; Ascomycota; Eurotiomycetes; Onygenales; Arthrodermataceae
Product: PX domain-containing protein
Exons: 5
Coding region: 1-657 (218 amino acids)
Cellular component (GO): endosome
Molecular function (GO): phosphatidylinositol-3-phosphate binding
Source: RefSeq, a predicted model, not a curated record